Molecule: messenger RNA, 2316 nt
Organism: Lycium barbarum (goji berry)
Lineage: Eukaryota; Viridiplantae; Streptophyta; Magnoliopsida; Solanales; Solanaceae
Exons: 3
Coding region: 1-2316 (771 amino acids)
Molecular function (GO): zinc ion binding
Source: RefSeq, a predicted model, not a curated record
AUGGCUGAUUUUAUUUAUGUUACGUUGAAAUGGUUUUAUGGUGGGGUAUUUGAUUUAAGUAGUGGUGUGUCAAGAUAUGAGGGUGGUAAUUGUACAGAAUUCUUAGAUGUUGAUGUUGAUAGGUUAUCAUAUUUUGAGCUUAGGGACUACAUAAAGGAAUUAGGAUAUAGUCCAAGUUGUGGUUUUAAGGUGAAGCCCCCUAAUAGUGAUAUUCUUGUAGAUGUACUUACUGACAAGGAUAUUUUGGACCUUUCCCUAAGUUUGAAAGAUGGGGACAUUGUGGAGAUUUAUGUCUGCCACAUGGUAGAUGAACCAGAUAUGCCCCCAUUGCCUUUGGAAUAUAUUGUUCCCAACAACCAAACAAAAAGUGAUGCUUUUAAUAAAGUUGGUGAGGGUAUCCAAUGUGAACCAAAUGUUUGUCAAAGCAACCCUAAUGAGAACCCAACCACUAAAAAUACACCACUUGAAACUGUAGCAACUACUACUUCACCCUCUCAAUUUCCCACUAAUUCUUCAACCCCACAAACAGAAGCUGUUGAAAAUUCACCCAAACAAACUGAACCUGAAGAUGGUGAAAAUGCAAAGCAAGUAAGUAGUGACCAUGUUGACUCUCAAUCAACAGAUUCUGAUGUUGAAUCAGAUCUUGAAUCUGAUGUAGAAUCAGACCAUGUGGCAGUAUUUGAUGGUCCAGAUGGUGAUGAUGGAUCUGACGUACAUGAGGAAAGUGUUAAUGAGUUUAGAGAUGCUGUGACUAGAUAUUCACUUCAGAAGCAUAUUCAGUUAGAUAAGUUUGUCAAUGAGCCUUCAAGGGUGAGGGUCACAUGUAGGGAUGGUUGUCCUUGGUUAAUUUAUGCUAAACUGGACAAUUCAAUCAAGAAUUUUCAAAUCAAAACAUAUUAUCCUAAACAUAGAUGUGUUCAGACCACAAGGAACUAUAUGUGUAAUUCUAAGUACCUAGCCACCCACUACAAAGAUAGAAUUACUGAACAACCAAACAUCAGAAUUUGCAAACUCCAAGAGGCAAUUAGGAAGGAACUUGGUGUACAUGUUGGCAGGUCCACUGUUAGGAGAGUUAAAUCUAAGGUUUUACUGGAGAUCAUGGGUGAUCAAGAAAAAAAGUUUGGAAGAAUACUUGAUUACAGAGAUGAAGUGUUGAGAACAAAUCCAGGAAGUACUUGUGUGGUGAAAGUGUCUACUACAGAAUUUGCUGAAGAUGGUAGGCCUUGCUUCUUAGGUUUCUACAUCUGUUUUGAUGCCUUGAAAAGGUCAUUUUUGAGUGGUUUUAGAAGAUGCAUUGGGUUAGAUGGUUGUUUCUUAAAGGGUUGUAGCAAGGGUCAACUGCUAGUUGUUGUGGCUAAGGAUGGCAACAACCAGAUAUUGCCAAUUGCUUGGGCUGUUGUGGAGUGUGAGAACAAAACCACAUGGGCUUGGUUUUUUAAAAUAUUGAUUGAAGACUUGAACUUAGGCGAUGGGACUGGUUACACAGUCAUUUCAGAUAUGCAAAAGGGGCUUUUUGCCACUAUAAAAGAGCUCCUACCAGAAGUGGAGCAAAGGCAAUGUGCUAGACACAUCCUUGCAAACUGGUCCAAAGAUUGGGGAGGCCUUGAAAGGAGGCUGAUUUUUUGGAAAUGUGCUAGAAGCACAAUUGAGGUAGAUUUGAGAAGAAAUUUGGACAAAUUACAGCUGCUUGGUGGUGAGAAGAUUGUUGAGGAUUUACUCUACUACAAGGAACACACUUUUUGUAAGGUAUACUUUAAUACUGAAACUAAGUGUGACAUCAUUAACAAUAAUAUGGCUGAGAGUUUUAAUGCUUGGAUCUUGCCUGCAAGACACAAGACCAUCAUAACCAUGCUAGAAGAGAUUAGGAUUAAGGUAAUGAAUAGGAUAAGCGUGAUGGGGUCUUUUGCAAACACUUGGGUCACAAGAAUAUCUCCAAUGGCAUUAAGGACAUUAGAAGAAAACAUGGGGAAGUCAAUGAACUGUGAUAUUGUGUUUAAUGGUGAGCAUGGGUUUGAGAUUCUUGAUGGUCUAUAUCAGCACACUGUUGAUAUUGUCAAUGAGAAAUGUAGUUGUAGGUCAUGGCAGCUCAAAGGAAUACCAUGUCCACAUGCCAUCUGUGCCAUGUUGUACAAGAAGUACGAACCUAUUGAAUAUGUCCAUGAAUACUAUAGCAAGAAGAACUGGUUCAAAACCUAUUGUCACUACAUUCAACCAAUGACAAAUAUGGCAAUGUGGCCUAGGUCUGCUAAUCCUGCUAUUGCACCACCAAUCAUCAGGAAAAUGCCAGGCAGGCCCUCAAAAGCAAGAAGGAAAUAG